Molecule: messenger RNA, 3463 nt
Organism: Notechis scutatus (mainland tiger snake)
Lineage: Eukaryota; Metazoa; Chordata; Lepidosauria; Squamata; Elapidae
Source: RefSeq, a predicted model, not a curated record
GACAUCUGCAUGCCAGAGGGGGCUCCCCCUCCUCUCCGCCUUUGUUGUGUCCGCUCUAGGAUUCCCCCGCACCCGUUUGUGGUCUUGGCCUUUUUUUUUCCCUCCUCCUCCUCCUCUUCGGCUCUCCGACCUCCGCGGUCUGAGGCGGCGGCGGUGGCGGUUUCUGAGGCGGCGGCAAUCUAGAACCAUCCGCCAAAAUGGUGAAUUUUACAGUAGACCAGAUCCGAGCGAUCAUGGACAAAAAGUCCAACAUCAGAAACAUGUCGGUGAUUGCUCAUGUUGAUCAUGGCAAGUCCACGCUUACAGAUUCCUUAGUGUGUAAAGCGGGUAUCAUCGCUUCUGCCAGAGCUGGUGAAACACGAUUUACUGACACACGGAAGGACGAGCAGGAAAGGUGUAUCACAAUCAAAUCUACGGCUAUUUCUCUCUACUACGAACUCUCAGAAAAUGAUUUGGCCUUUAUCAAGCAAUCCAAAGAUGGCUCCGGUUUCCUCAUUAAUUUAAUCGACUCCCCCGGGCACGUGGAUUUCUCCUCCGAAGUCACCGCAGCCCUUCGCGUCACCGAUGGAGCUCUGGUAGUCGUUGACUGUGUUUCAGGGGUUUGCGUGCAGACGGAGACCGUACUUCGGCAGGCAAUUGCUGAGCGUAUCAAGCCGGUCCUGAUGAUGAACAAGAUGGACCGCGCUCUGCUGGAACUGCAGUUAGAACCCGAGGAGCUUUACCAGACCUUCCAGCGCAUUGUGGAAAACGUCAAUGUUAUCAUUUCUACUUACGGAGAGGGUGAAACUGGACCCAUGGGUAAUAUUAUGAUUGACCCCGUAAUCGGUACUGUUGGCUUUGGCUCUGGCUUGCACGGUUGGGCGUUCACCUUGAAGCAGUUUGCUGAGAUGUACGUGGCCAAAUUUGCAUCCAGAGGAGAAAAGGCCCAGCUCUCCGCAGCUGACAGGGCCAAGAAAGUGGAGGACAUGAUGAAGAAGCUGUGGGGAGACAAGUAUUUUGACCCAGCAACAGGGAAAUUCAGCAAAUCCGCAGCUGGCCCUGAUGGAAAGAAGUUGCCACGUACUUUCUGCCAACUUAUCCUGGACCCCAUUUUUAAGGUCUUCGAUGCCAUCAUGAACUUCAAGAAAGAAGAAACCUCCAAGCUGAUAGAAAAACUGGACAUCAAGCUUGACGCUGAAGACCGGGAAAAAGAAGGAAAGCCGCUUCUCAAGGCCGUCAUGCGUCGCUGGUUACCUGCCGGAGAGGCUUUGCUUCAGAUGAUCACCAUUCACCUGCCCUCCCCUGUCACUGCUCAGAAGUACCGCUGUGAGCUCCUGUACGAGGGGCCGCCUGACGAUGAAGCUGCCAUGGGCGUUAAGAACUGUGACCCAAAGGGGCCUCUGAUGAUGUACAUCUCAAAAAUGGUGCCCACAUCGGACAAAGGCCGCUUCUAUGCCUUCGGGAGGGUCUUCUCCGGUAUAGUUUCCACCGGCCAGAAGGUGCGGAUUAUGGGACCCAACUAUACCCCGGGAAAGAAGGAAGACCUCUACUUGAAGCCUAUUCAAAGAACCAUUUUGAUGAUGGGUCGUUACGUUGAGCCCAUAGAGGAUGUCCCUUGUGGCAACAUUGUUGGCCUGGUUGGUGUCGAUCAGUUUUUGGUGAAGACGGGCACCAUUAGCACCUUCGAACACGCCCACAACAUGAGAGUGAUGAAAUUUAGUGUUAGCCCAGUUGUGCGCGUUGCGGUUGAAGCCAAAAACCCUGCCGACCUACCAAAGCUAGUAGAGGGGCUAAAGCGUCUUGCCAAGUCUGACCCUAUGGUACAGAUUUACUUGCAGAAAUCCGACCCAGUAGUAUCUUACCGGGAGACUGUCUGUGAAGAGUCUAACCAGUUGUGCUUAUCCAAAUCGCCUAACAAGCACAACAGGCUUUAUAUGAAAGCCCGCCCUUUCCCUGACGGAUUGGCAGAAGAUGUAGACAAAGGAGACGUUAGUUCCCGCCAAGAGCUGAAGCAGCGAGCUCGCUACCUGGCUGAGAAGUACGAGUGGGAUGUUUCCGAAGCACGGAAGAUCUGGUGCUUUGGACCCGACGGGACAGGGCCCAAUAUUUUGGUUGACAUCACCAAGGGCGUCCAGUAUCUCAAUGAAAUCAAAGACAGCGUCGUGGCUGGGUUCCAAUGGGCCACUAAGGAGGGCGUUUUGUGUGAAGAGAACAUGAGAGGGGUCCGUUUUGACAUUCAAGAUGUGACUCUCCAUGCUGAUGCCAUCCACCGUGGGGGAGGACAAAUCAUCCCGACUGCCAGGAGGGUCUUAUAUGCUUCUGCCUUGACUGCCCAGCCUCGUCUGAUGGAGCCCAUCUAUCUUGUUGAGAUUCAGUGCCCGGAACAGGUCGUUGGGGGCAUCUACGGUGUGCUGAACCGGAAACGUGGCCAUGUUUUUGAGGAGUCUCAGGUAGCCGGGACUCCGAUGUUUGUGGUCAAAGCGUAUCUUCCGGUGAACGAGUCUUUUGGUUUCACUGCUGAUCUGAGAUCCAACACCGGGGGCCAGGCUUUCCCGCAGUGUGUCUUCGAUCACUGGCAGAUCUUGCCCGGGGAUCCUUACGAUGCCAAUUCACGCCCUUUCCAAGUGGUGGCCGAAACACGUAAACGCAAAGGCUUGAAGGAAGGCAUCCCACCCCUAGACAACUUCCUGGACAAAUUGUAACAGCUUCCUCACGCGGGCGAGGAGCAUCUUAUGACAAUACCCGACUAAUCUCUGCAAUGGAAUCGGGAUUGCUUCACCAAAAGCAAAAAAAGGAAGACACGAGAAACCGGACAAACCGAAAUGAAGACACAAAACCAGCCUCUAGCAAUUAUGUCACAUUCACAUAACGAGAAAUAAAAAGUGUGUUGUUGAAUAGAAUGAUCUAGUCGGGUUUUUAUUUUCUCUGGAAACAAGACCGGUUCCGCUCGAUGGUGUUUUUAUUGUUUUUGUUUUUUUUAACGGCAAGGAUUUCUGAGACAGCAUUACAUAUCAAGUUCAGUUUAUGCAGAUUCAGUGGCUUUUAUGCCGCCCCCGGUACGUAGCGUCUCUUGCUUAGCACACAAAAUGCUGCUUCUAAAGGUUGGAGAAAAGUUUGCAGAAACAAUCCAGCGUGGCAUUUUUUUUUUUUUCCUAAAAAACAACCACUACCACCUUCCACGUGCUUAAUUGCAUCGCUUAAUAAAAACAGUAUGGCUUAAACUUCUUUUGACUGAGUCAGAAGCCUGAAAUUGAGCUCUGGAACAAAGAGGAAUUUUUCAAGAGACGUCCCCUGAGUUUUAGUGCAUCUCUCCGGGAACCUUUAGAAUUUACAGCACAACAGGAGGAAAAAACUACAGGAAGAAAAAAAAAAAGUCCUUUCGAACAGCACUGAAGAGAAAAUCUCAAAAGUAGUAGCAAACAGCAUUAUUUUUCUUGAACCAAAGAGAGAAGAAUUGAUUACUUUUAAUCAAUACAAAAAAAAA